Molecule: messenger RNA, 1199 nt
Organism: Hyaena hyaena (striped hyena)
Lineage: Eukaryota; Metazoa; Chordata; Mammalia; Carnivora; Hyaenidae
Gene: ENSA
Product: endosulfine alpha
Exons: 4
Coding region: 141-506 (121 amino acids)
Cellular component (GO): cytoplasm
Molecular function (GO): protein phosphatase inhibitor activity
Source: RefSeq, a predicted model, not a curated record
AGGCAAGGGCCGCCAUUUUGACUGAGCAACCCUAGUGACAGGAGCCGAAGCAGCAGCGCAGGUUGUCCCCGUUUCCCCUCCCCCUUCCCUUCUCCGGUUGACUUCCCGGGCCCCCAACACUUCACAGUCCUGGUCCCGCCAUGUCCCAGAAACAAGAAGAGGAGAACCCUGCGGAGGAGACCGGCGAGGAGAAGCAGGACACACAGGAGAAAGAAGGUAUUCUCCCUGAGAGAGCCGAAGAGGCAAAGCUAAAGGCCAAAUAUCCAAGCCUAGGACAAAAGCCUGGGGGCUCCGACUUCCUCAUGAAGAGACUCCAGAAAGGGCAAAAGUACUUUGACUCAGGAGACUACAACAUGGCCAAAGCCAAGAUGAAGAAUAAGCAGCUGCCAAGUGCGGGACCAGACAAGACCCUGGUGACUGGUGACCACAUCCCCACCCCGCAGGACCUGCCCCAGAGAAAGUCCUCGCUCGUCACCAGCAAGCUUGCGGGCGGCCAAGUUGAAUGAUGCUGCCCGGGGCUCCGCCAGAUCCUGAGACGCUGCCCUCCUGGGUCCUGUGCUGGCUCCUGCCCCUCCCUGCUUUUGCAGCCAGGGGUCAGGAGGUGGCUCGGGUGCGGGCUGGAGAGGCAGAAGCCCCUGCCCGUCGGUGUCCCAGCGCAUGGAGCCCCUUGGGCUGAGCACCAAGACCCCGAACCUUUUUUGUUUUACCUUUUUUCCAAAUAAUUGUUGGGAGAAAUCUCAGUGAAAUCCUGGCGGGCAGGGUGGGGGUGGGGGGGUGGUGUUUGAGAGGGUGGGGUGGGACAUUUGUGGGGGAUAUGAAAUAGGGCUUGGAGUUGAUAAAAAACAUUCCUGACUAUCAACCACGUGGCUGGUGUGGGAUGGGUGUGAGGGGAGGAGUGGAGUAGUUCCAAUCCAGCUCUGUAGAAAAAUGCCUUGUUUGCUUGGAUGUGGCUGGGGACCUGGUGUCAGAUACAAGAAACUGUCCAUCUAAAUAUGACAGAUACAAAUGGCUCCUCUGGUCCUGCAGAGCAAGCUGAGAACACAAUUAAUGUUAAUUGUUCAUUUUAAAAAGUGCUGUCCUCGAAAUAGAUUUUCUGUGGGGAAAAGGGCAGUGAGUGUGGGGAAAGGGGCCAUGAGCGUGGGGAGCCCCACAGAGCCCAGGGGACUUUUUGAAUAUUUGAAAUAAAAAAAAAAAAAGAA